AUAAGGGGGGAGUUUAACCAAGUUCGCGGCCAUGUUGAAUUUCUUUCUGACAGUUAUUCUGAGGAUUCCUUUCCAACUUCAAGAUUGGUAGCUAAGAAAUAAGAGAGCCCGUCAAAUUGAGUGUUGCAUCGAGAAGGAACCUCUCUUAUGGUUUAAUUUUAUUCAGGAGAUGGAUAAAGAUGAACGGAGGAGAAAAGUCGAAGCCGGGCGAGCAAAGCUUGCUGACUAUCGACAGCGUCGUGCGAAAGGUGACGGUGGGAGCACGCAGAAAAAGACGUCGAAGAGGAAGGGCUCGGCUGUCCAGAAGAAUGACAACGGCACGGCGCAAGAGCGCCACCUAGAAGCAAACCCGACGGACGAGCCUGACCAUGGACAGGACUGCAGGACCACGUCUGAGCACUCUCCAAUGUCCUCUGGUGUGGACCACAGCGACCAGGAGCUCCAGCAGUGUAGCAGGCUCACAGAUCAUGCAGAUACCCAGGUGCAGAGCUCCCUUUUGGACACGGCCGCAGCUGACCAGCCUGAGGAAAUGGAGGACGUGGGGCCAAUGAUUGUCCCUCACACAGGCAAAGAGCAGCUCAAGCAAUUACAGAGUGCUGUGGAGAAGAGGAAUGAGAUCAUCUCUCAGCUCAGCGCGAACCUGCAGGCGGCGCUAGAGAGCCGAGACCAAGUGCAGAGGGAGGCACUGCAGCUCACGGAUCAGAUACAGGCCCUCCAGCAGCAACUGCAGCAGACGAAAGAGUACCUGCGGAGCAAGAGCCAGGGGUGUGCUGAGCUCAGCCAGGCUCAGCAGCAUGUUGGCCCGUUGCUGCAGAACCUUCAGGACCAGGGGUCCCAUGUGGACUCUCUGCUGCAGCAGCUGCAAGAGUUGGCGCAGAAAACCAAAGAUCAGCAGUGCCUCCUGUCCCAGAAAGAUUCAGUGAUCUCAGAUCUCCAACAGAAGUUGGGCAUCAUGGAGUCGGCCUUCCCCAACCUCCAGACCUCCGUCUCCCAAAGAGCCUCAUCACCUCCCAGCCUCAUAGACCUCCCUUGCUCCCCGUCAGCGAAGGGCCUCAUUGCACUUAGCCCAGAGAAAAGCACCGAUACUGACCGCACAGACCCUCUUAUUGAAAGACUGCGCGCAGAGCUAGCAGAGGAGAAGGACGCUAGCCGGCAGGCAAGGGACCGCGUCGAACACUUGCAGCAGCUCGUCGACCGGAUGGAAAGCGAUCGGAGCAGCAUGGAAGCCCAACUGGCCGAGGUCCAAGCCGAGCUCAAGAGAGCGGAGUCCCACGCGCACGAGGCUCAGCAGUACAAGGCGGAGAAGGACGAGCUGAACCGCGAGAUGGCCCGGCUGCACGGCCUGGUGGAUGAGCUCCAGAACCGGCUGCGCGAGGAGGAGGAGGCUGCCCGCCUGCUGCGGUCGAAGCACGAGGCGGACAUCUCGAACUAUGACCUCCGCCUGCAGACGCUGCAGGAGGAGAGGGAAAUGGACUUGACCCAGCUGGCCGAGACACAUGAGGCAGCGAUCAAACGGCUACAGGGCGAGCACGACGAAGAGGUCCAGCGCAUCCAGAGGCUGCUCGAGCACGUCCAAGCCCAUGACGCCCAUCUCGACUUCUCCCCCCACUGCGGUGCCUCGGAGGACCUUAGCGAGCGCGUCAGCCAGGUCAAGGCCUCCAAGGAGCAGCAGAAUCAAGACUUGGCUAGUGAAGGUGCGACUAGAGUAGUAGACUUCUGUUUGGACGCCUCGAUUUCAGACGACCAGGAGCCCCUCAUGGAAAUGUACCUGGCUUCCGCCGGACCGCACAACAGCUCCUGGGCUGAGGAGAGUAUGGAGCAGCACAGCUUGCUGGAGACGUCUGCACAGUUUGAGCUGACCAGAGAAGUUGUGCACACGGAGGGCGAGUUUGGUGUGCUUAACCACACAGACAACGCUGCUGACCUCACCGAAGGGGCCUUGUCUUCACCAGAUGAAGGGGGUUAUCCCCCGCCGGAGCAAGGCGAGUCGUUCGUCUCAGAGGGCAUGGACGAGGGCAUGGACCUGGGCAAGGAGCUUCUCAUUCAGCAGUGCCAGGAACUCACUGAUCAGCUGGAGCAGAGCGAGCGGCAGCUGGAGAUCUUCCAGGAGGAGGUGCGGAGGUCUGCCGAGGAGGUGGAGGAGGCGCGUGACCGCUGGAGCAAAGUGUCCGAGGAGCUGGAGGCGCUGCAGCAGGAGCUUGAGAUGGAGAGGGAGGCGCGAGUCCGCUGCGAGGAAAUCCUCAGCCAGAAGGAACACGAGCAGGACAACCUCAAGAACAAGCUCAGUUUCCUGCAGAACCUUCAGCAGGAGCCGGAGCACCGGAGGAACAGAGCCAACGGGGCGCACCAGGAGGGUAACACCCUGCGCCUCACUGGUGACGACUUGAUCAAGGAGCUGAAGGAGGAGAUGGGUCAGCUGGUCGUCCAGUUAAAGCUCCAGGAGCAGCUGGUCAGGGACGUCCAGGACAAGAAGCUGGCUGGGGACUCGGUGAGCAGUGAGCUCCAGGCCGUCUUUGGCCGCCAGGUCUCAGUCGUGCAGGCUCAUCGGGACCAGCUGCUGGCCCAGCUGGAGAGCCAACGUGAGAAAAACCUGGCCAACUCACUGCUCCUGGAGCAGAAGAACCUAGAGGUCGACUCCAUGCACAAGGAGCUCCAGCAGCUCUCUGCCCAGGUGGACGAGAGAGGGGAGAAGCUUCAGGCCUUGGAGAAAGAGAGGACUGAUCUGGAGAGCAAGCUCGUUUGCCUUAAACAGAACCUGACCAACGUCGAGGAGGCACAGAGUCAUGCAGUCUUGGAGAAGGCCGGUCUCGAGAGGCGCAUUCAGGCACUGGAGGAGCAGGUCCAGAGCAUGGAGAGUGUUUUGGAGUCGGAGCUGGAGGACUUCCAGAACCAGCUGGAGGCCAAGGACGUGGAGCUGGAGAAGGCGGAGGAGGAGCGCAUGGAGAAAGAGAAGGAGAAGAGUGCCUUGAUGAAGGAGCUGGAUGCCUUGAGUCAGACUUACGAGGAGCUGGAGAAACGGUACAGAGAGGAGGUGCAGGCUCUCCUGCAGAAGGAGGAGGGCGUGUGCACGCAACUCAAGAGCUGCCAUGAAGAAGAAAUGAAACAUCUGAAGGAGAAACACCAGAAAGAGAUUGAUGACUUAGUCUCUCAGCAUGCUUUGUAUUUGUCAGAGCAAAAGGCCAACAUGGAAGAGGAGCAGAGAAGGCAAAUCAGCAUGGUCAAACAGGUGAAUGAGCGCGAACAUCAGAGAGUGCUGGCGCAGCUGUCGGCCGAGCACAGGGAGACCCUGGAGAGUCUGAGGGAGGAGAUUGGCGGGGAGCAGAGGGACAGCAUGGAGGAGGCGCACCAGGCAGAGAUGGCACAGGCACAGACGCAGAAGAAUCUGGAGCUGGAGGCCCUGCGUCUGAGCCUGAGCAACAUGCAUACGGCGCAGCUGGAGCUGUCCCAGGCCAACAUGCAGAAGGAGCGCGAGGCGGCGCUGAGCGAGCUGCAGGCAGCGCUGCGCGACAAGUGGGCCCAGGAGAGCGCCAUGCUGCAGACGCGCCAGCAGUUUGAGCUGGAGAGGCUCCGUCAGCAGGGCCAGCAACUGGAGGAGCGGCUCCAGCAGCAGCAUCAGCACCACAUGGAUGAUCUCAAGACUGAGUGGGAGAAGCGACUGUCAGAAGAGAAAGCUUCUGCAGAACAGCUGCUAGCCAGUAAAAUACAGGAGCUGAAUGCUCAGUGGACCCAGGAGUCUGACAAGGCCCAAGCGGACCUCCAGGCCCGCGUGGACGAGGCCCAGAGGAACCUGAGUGAGAGCCAGGCUGCUCUCGCCGAGGCCCAGGACAGUCUGGAGGGUCUGCAGGCCUCCCAGGACCAGGAGGUCCAGAGACUGAAUCAGGAGCUGAGUCAGGCCUGUGCUGACAGAGACUCUGCUACCCGUGCUAUAGAGGAGCUGGUGGCCAGUCAUAAGGUGGUGUUACAGGAGGAGCAGGCUCGCUCCCAACAGUUAGAGGAGAGAGAGAAGCAGCUACUACAGGAGGUGGAGAAGCUGCAGAUGGAGCAGGCUGAUCUUAAGGUCAGCUCUCAGCAGGAGGUGGCACAGCUGUGGUCUCAGCUGGAGGCCAUGAGGUCCAGCCGCCUGGAGCUGGGAGAGCUGAAGGAACAGCUGAUGGCACGGUCCUCGCGGGUGGACGAUAUUGAGCGUCUGAAGUCCGAGUUCACGCAGCAGCGGCGCGAUCUGCAGGAGCAGAAUGAGUCGGAGCUGGAGAACCUGCGCACCUACUUUGAGCAGCGCCUGCGGUCCAGCGAGGAGAGCCACCGUGAGGAGAUCGCCCUCCUGCAGCUGCGCCUCAUCGAGGGGGCCCUGGAGGAAUCCGUCUUCAAGACCGGAGACUCCACUUUCCUCUCCGAAGGGAGAGCAGAUGAAGAGCGGGAUGAGAGGAUGGCAGAGAUCACCCAGCAGCUGGAGAAAAACCAGGAGGAGCUGUUGUCCAUGCGUGUGCAGCUGGAGGAGAAGUACGAGCGGGAGCUAGAGUUGCUGCGCUCCAGCAUGGCUCUGGCCCACCGCGAGGAGCUGCUGCAGGUGCGCACGGACAUCACCGACCGCUACUUCAGCGAGAUCCAGGAGCUCAAGAACAAGCACGCACUGGAGCUGGAGCAGCUACGAGCACGCCUGUCCGAAAGCCACGUCAAAGAGAUCACUCGCCUGCGUCUGCAGGCCGCUCAGGACGUGGCGCGUCAGGUGGAGGGGGAGCUGGCGGAGCGCGGCGGGGCCCAGGAGCAGGAGCACCAGGCGCGGCUGGCCCAGCUGCAGGCCGAGGCCCAGAGGCUGCUGGAGCUGGAGGCCCGCAUCGCCCAGCUGACCCAGGAGCACGUGCGCGAGCUGGAGCGCGUCGCUACGCAGCACCAGGACGAGCUGCGCCAGGCGGAGCACAAACUGAAGGAAGGCUUUGCGGAGGAGCUACAUGACCGUCUCGAGGAGGCGCGUAGCGAGGAGCGCGAACGCCUCUCCCAGCAGGCCCAGGAGCAACAGAGAGUCCUGCGCGAGGAGCUCCAGGUCCAGUGGCAAGCCCGACUGGACGAGCAGCGCAGCAUCCUCGAAGCCGAGCUGGACGGGGAGCGGCAGCGUCUGCGGGCACUGCAUGCCAGCCUGGAGGCCGGUGACACCCCGCAGCUGCUCGCCCUCCGCCAGAGGCUGCAGGCGCAGCACGAGGGCGAGCUCCGCACCGCCCGCGCCACCAUGGCCGCCGAGGUCAAGGAGCUCAACACCCUGCUGCUGGAACAGAGCCAAGCUCGCCUGACGGACGUUCACGACAGGUUCCAGGAGGAGAAGAGGGAGCUGGAGGAGAAUCUUGCCCAGGAGAGGGACUCCGCUCUGGGGGAGCUUCAACAGAAGCACCAGGCCGAGUUGGAGGCCCAGAAAGCUGAACUGGACAAACUCACAGCUCAGAUUGAGCAAGUUCAGCAGGAGCGCCAGAACCUGACAGACAAGCACCAGUCGGAGCUCGAGUCCAUAUCCACCAAUCACGAAGCGGCCUUGCAGGCUCUGGAGGCAGAGCUUGCGGCCAGGCACAGGGCGGAGUUUGAGAAGCUAGAGGCGGUCCUCCAGGAGGCUAACGAGGCACAGCUGGAGGCCAAGGAGGUGGAACUGGAGAGGCGACACCGGCGCGCCAACGAGGAACUGGAGGCCAAGAUGCUGGCCAACAUGGAUACGCUUGAGAACACGUACCUGCAGGAGAUCCAGACGGUGCGUGAGGAGGGCGAGGCAGCGCUGGCAGAGUUCAGGGCGGAGCUGGAGGCGCAGCACAAGGCGGAGCUGAAGCGACUGGGGGCCGAGCAGCUGUCAAUUACCGAGGAGCUGAGGAAAGAGCUGGCCAAGGCUCACCUCGACAAGUUCAACGCCAUGGCCACCGAGCUCAACCAAGCCCAUCAGGCAGAGCUGUCGGCAGCCCUGUCCCAGGCCCAGGCGGAGCACUGCUCCGUCCUGGAGGCUCUGCAGCAGCAGGUCCUGGACAUGGAGCAGCAGCAUAGCGCCGCCCUGCUGGAGGUCCGAGACAUGAGCAGCGCAGAGAGGCAGCAGCUGCAGCAGCAGGUUGACAUGCUCCGCACCCAGCACCAGCAGCAGCUGCAGGAGCUGAACGGUGCAUCUGCCCGUGAACUGGAGGCCUUGCGGCGGGAGCUUGAAGAGGAGACAUCGCGCCAGCGCCAGCACUUCCUGGAAGAGGCAGAGCUUCUCAAGUGCCAAUCAGAGGAGCUUCUCCAGCAGCGGAUCAGCCAGCUAAAGGAGGAGAGUGAGCGGGAGAGGAAGACCGCGGAGGAGGAGAAGCAGGAGGCUGUGGAGGAGCUGACCCGGGAGCGGGAGGAGGCGCUGGUGGAUCAGGAGGGGAGGCUGAGGCAGGAGCAACAGGAGCUGGAGAAGAGCUACAAGGACAAGAUGGACCAGCUCAGCGUACAGCUGCAGCAGCUGGACACUGUGGUGGCUCAGUUGCGCAGUGAGGUGAGUGGCCUACAGGGGGAGCUGGCGGGGAAGAGCAGUGAGAUGUCCACAUUGGAGGGCCUGUUGCAGCGCCGCGAGAGGGAGGGCCAGGAGGGAGACAACCUGGUCACCAUGCUCCGCGACGACCUCGCCGAGGCCAAGCAGCAGAGGCAAAACCUGAGCGAGGCCAACGAGCGCCUGCAGCAUGUGGUGCUGGAGAUGCUGAAGAGCGCCAUGGCGACAGAGGAGCUGGUCAGUCGCAGGAUGGGUACGCGCAUGCCCGCCAGCAUGCCCGCCGCUCCCGGCACGGACAGUGGGCUGGAGCACACCACCUCGCGGACCCACGGGCCAGCCGGAGACGCACCUGGGACAGGCUCGGAGCCGGCGGUGGACGGCGAGUGCGGCCCGGACGCCAGCCUGUGGUCGCUGAGCGACGAGGGCCUGGAGCUGUCCCAGCGGCUGUGCGAGAGCCUGUUCGUGGGGGCCGAGCUGCAGCAGGAGGAGCUGCUUCUGGGGGCCGGCGCCCGGCUGCGCUUAUCCGUCGAUAAGCUCCUGGAGUUGGUGGACCAGGUCACUAAACAGGUGGAGCAGACGGAGCGUUUCAGUCAGACCACUACUGAGGAAACGGCUCAGCUGCUGCUACUGCAGCACAAUCAACUCCUGGAGCAGCUGGACCAGGAGUCCAGCCAGAAGGGCCACCUCCAACUGGAGCUGCAUAAGGCUGAGGGUCUACUGGAGGGCUACGUGUGUGAGAAGGCCUCGCUGGAGGAGAGUCUGCAGCAGAAGGAGUCGCGGGAGCAGCGUCUGGUGCAGCAGCUGGAGGAGGCGCGCGAGCAGCUGCAACAGCUUAGCGAGGAGAACACACUCCUGCUCCGCCAGAGGGACGCGCUCAGCGCCGGCCUCGGGGAUGCCGAGAAGGGCUGUGAGCAGAACCCUGUCGGGGAUCCAGGUCUGCUGGAGGAGACCCAGCGUCUGGCGCAGGAGCGCCUGGACGUGCAGCGUCAGGCGGAGAAGGACCGCAGCGGGCUGGGCUCGCGGCUGCGCGUGCUGGAGGCCACGCUGGAGGAGCAGGAGACCCGCGAGGCCGAGCUGGAGCUGCAGCGGCGCGCCCACACCGAGGACCUGCAGCAGCACAUCCACGCCCUGGAGAAGCAGCUCAAGCACCACCGCCACUUCAUAGACGAGCAAGCAGUGGAGCGUGAGCACGAGAGAGACGAGUUUCAGCAGGAGAUCAAGAACCUGGAGGCCCAACUGAAGCUGCCCACCAAAGGGGGCGCCACAGACAACAAGGGCCAAAGAAUAGAGGAGUUGCUUGCUCAGGCGGAGAGCCUGCAGGCCAUCAUCCGUGACAAGAUGGAAGACUACAGCGUGCUGCAGCUGGCCAAAGAGCAGGCCCAGCGCGACGUGGACGAGCGCAACGAGGAGAUCGACAAGCUGACGGGCCGCAUCCGGGAGCUGGAGCAGGCUCUACUGGCCAGCGCUGAGGCCAGCCGAGCAGUCAUGCAGCUGGAGCAGGAGCUGCAGCGCGCCCGCAAGAACCACCAGGACCUCAUACAGGACAAGGAGGCCCUUCAGCAGCAGCAGUAUGCCAACAAGCUGCAGAUAUCUGCCCUGCAGUCGAAGCUGGACGAGACCAAACACCGUCUGCCCGACAACACAGCUGACCACGAACUGCGCCAGGAACUUGACAUCGCCAUACAGGAGCUAGAGAACAAAGACCAACAGGUGGAGGACCUGCUGGCCCGUGUGGAGGAUGUCCAGGCGGAGCUGGAACUCCGGCAGGAGGAGGUGCAGCAGCUGAGUCUGCAGCUGGAGCUCAGCACCAGAGAGCACCAGGCCCGCGAACAGCAACUGCAGGACGCCCUCACUGAGCUACAGGACAUGGUGAGUGAUCUGCGUAGGCAGCAGGAGGAGCAGGAGGAGCAGCAAGACGAGGCGCUACAACUCCCCGCUGCACUCCUGGAGGAGAAGAACCAGGAGAUCGACCACCUCAACCAGCAGCUGCUCCAUUUUCAGCAAGAGCUGGACCUCACCAGAGACAACAGGGCGGCCGAGGAGAAACAGGCGGAGAUCGAGGAGCUGCAGGCUCAGGUGGAGCGUCUCCACGGCGACCAGGAGCGUGUGCGCGAGGCCCAGGAGCAGGAGGUGGAGCAGCUGCAUGAGGUCAUCCAGCGGCUGCAGUCGGAGCUGGCUCAGCUCGCCCCCGACGCCCACGAGCUCAGCGACCCGCAGGCCGAGAGCAGCGAGCCCGAAAGCGCCGGCUCUGGGUCCGGUACUGCCGCCGGUGCCAGCCCCGAGUCCACCGACCUCUCGUGGCACGCGGGGCCAAGGGUCAAGGGUCGCCGCGCUCACGCCAGAAUCCUCGCCAUGGGUCAGGAGGAGAGCCUGUGCCACGAACUGGCCAGCCACAGCCUGCAGGCGUCGCGCCAGCGCCUCCGCAAGCUCCGUCAGGACCUGGAGGAGGCGGCCGCCGAGAAAGAGGCGCUGCAGAGGCUACUCCUCAGCCAGGAGGAGGAGUACGGCCAGCAGGUGCAGACGCUGGGCGCCAGCCUGAAGGAGGAGCGCCGGCGGCUAGCCGAGGGUCAGAGAGAGGCCCUGGAGCUCCGCAGGCAGCUGGAGGAGAGGGAGGCUCAGGUGGAGCGGUUGGAGGCCCGGGCGAGGGAGCUGGAGGACGGAGAGAGGGAGCGCGUGGCCUCCCUGGCCCAGAUGGAGGUCAGAGUGAAGGAGGCUGAGCGGAGGAGAGACGAGGCCCUGAGGGAGCUGGAGGAUGUUGGCGGAGAGGCCCAGCAGCGGCGAGGGCAAGCCCAGGAUGUGAGCUCUCCGAUAGGGGGGAAGGAGGAGCUGAAGGCCCUGGUGCUGGAGCUCCAGAAGAGUGAGCAGGAGAGUAGGACCGCCGCCGAGAAGCUGAGGGCAAAGGUCGCUGAGCUGGAGGAGCAGGUCCAGGAGGGAAGGUCAAAGGUCUUCACCCUAGAGACGAGCAAGAAGGAGCUUAACGUGGAGCGUCAGGCCCUGAGACGGCGCGAGGGGCGGCUCCAAGAGGAAAUCGAGAAUCUCCGAGAGGAAGUGAUGUCAAAGAGCUGCCUGGUGGAGGAGCUGAGCGACCAGCUGGAGGAGCGGGUCAGCCAGAACGAGGAUAGCCAGAAAGAAGUGCUGACGUGCGCGGAGGAGACUCUGGCGAAGGCGGACGCAGCCCUGAGGGAACGAGAGCGUCAGCUCAACCAGUUGAGGGCUGAGCACGAUGCCCUCAGGGCAGAGCUCGCAGCCGUAAAGGAGGGACUUAGCUCCAGCACCGAGCGCGCCGAGAAGCUACAGGAGGAAGGACAGACAAAGGACCGUGCAUUAGCGGACCUCGAGGUGUACAACUCUCGGCUGAAGGCCGAGCUGCGGAGCUUGCAGGAGGACCUGGCCGUGCAGGAGGAGGAGCUGGCCUUCCAGCAGCGUGAGCUGGAGCAGCUCCGUCAGCGCUGCAGCCCCCCCGAGCGCCCUCGUCCACCCCCCCAGCUCGUCUCUUCAACCACCUCCCCCAUCCGCCACCCCCACCACCACCACCAGCAGCAGCAGCAGCACCAACACCAGCGACUGAGCUUCGUCUCCUCCGUGGACGCCUCGUCCCUCUGCUCUCCAGAGCUGCUCCGCCGGCCGGACGCCAGCAUGGACGAGCGUGGCGCCGUGCACCUGCACGCCAUCUCCCACCUGUCGGAGCUUAGCGGCCUGCAGCCGGGUGCCUCGCGCCUCGACCUGCUGCACGGCGGAGGCCGUGGAGGAGGUGGUGGUGGUGGUGGCGGCGGAGGCUCCAGCUGCUCGUCGCCCUCACAUUCCAUCAGCAUGCCUGCGGAGCCGGACGCUGAGGCUGAACGGCGGGUGGCCAGCAGCAGUAGUCUCCGCUCUCCCACCUCGCUCUGCGCCUCCGAUAACCUCUCUAUGCUCGACUCACUGGACGCAGACAAGCUGGACCAUCUGUCCCUGACCCCGUCCAUGCACUCCACGUCCCCCGGCUCUGCUCCAGAGUGGGUCAGCGAUGGCUAUGGCAGCAAUGUGAGUUCGGACCUGGGCGCUCGGCUCAAGUUGGAGCUGGAGAACACUGAACGUUUGGAUGCCCAGUUUGUGGAGUACCUGCGUUACCGUGGCCUCACUCCUGCAGAUAAUGCUGACAGUGCAGCUGGAAGUAUGAACCAUAACGAUGAGCUGCUGUCACCUGAACUACAGACACUACUGAAGAGAGUGUAUCAGGAGAGCUGCCGGGUACUCUCCCUCUCCCGACGCCCCGCCCCAUCCGGCCAGACGGCUUCUGAUUCGUCCCCACCACCGUCAUGGCAGCAGGAGAGGCGGGCCUUGCAGGAGACUGUUCUGUCACUCAGAGAACUGCUUUGUAGGAUGGCCGACAGGGAGCCAAAGUCGACGGGCAGCGAUGCAGACUGGCGUCAGGAGCUGCUGCAGGCCGUGAGGAGUGUGUUUGACGGCGAGAGGGUGUGGCUGCACACGGAGCUGCAGGCACUGCUCUCCCACUCGCACACACCCCACGACCACACACCCCUCAUCAGCCACAUGGAGAAGCUGCUCAGCAAACAGGAGGAGCAGCAGAAGCGUUCUCUGGAGCAGUUGCUGGGUGCUGACCGGCGCAGCCUGCAGUCGGAGGUGCAGAGGCUGCAGGCGCAGUUGCAGACCUGCAGCCGCCAGAGCCAGGAGCAGCUGCAGCAGCUGCAGGCCACGCUCACAACCACACAGGAGGAGGGAAUGCAGAGACUGCAACACCUGCGCAAACAAGUGGAACAGCUUGAGGUGCAGCUGCAGCAAGCGCAGGCACUGUGUGAAGACCUGCGCAGGCAACUGCAGCGCGAACAGGAAGUGACCUCACAGCUGCGGGCCGACCUGGAGGAAACCAGCCUGCAGCUCCACAGUGCCACCAAGAGCCAGGAGGAGCUCCAGACAGAGCUCGGAGUGCUCAGGCUGCGGUUGGUGGCUGAGGAGGAGGAGCAUAAAUCCUGUAAGGAGGCUGUGGAGCGUGAGCAGGCUAGAGUCCAGGAGUUCCAGGAACAGCUACAGCAAGAGUCACUGUCCCAGUCUCUGCGCUCCACGGUAGAGGAGCAGUCCUCCCGCCUCACCCAGCUGAGUGCCAGUCUGGAGCAGGAGCGCGCCACCGCCUCCAACCUGCGGGGGGAGCUGCGCAUCGAGCGCUCCCGCUGCGAGGCCCUGCUGGCCCAGGAGUGCCAGCGGACGCAGCAGGCGACGUGCCGGGCCGACGAGGAGCGCGCACGGGCCACCGGUCUGGCCGAGGCUCUGUCCCGGCAGGGUCAGGAGCACGCACGGCGCCUGGAGGAGGAGGCGCGCAGGCAGGAGGCGGCGUCGGCGCACGACCGGGCGUUCAUCGCCGAGCUGCGCGUCCAGCUGCAGCAGGAGCGGAGCCGCCAACAGCAGAUGGAGGAGGAGGUGGCGGCAGCGACUGUGGCGGCACACAGGAGGGUGGAGGAGGAGCACACACACACGCUGGAGAAGCAACAACAGCGUAACAGCGAGGAGUGUGUGCGUCUGCGUGGGGAGCUGCAUCAGCUGCAGGCCCAGCGGGAGGAGGUGAGCGCGCUCCUCCAGGAGGAACGUGGCCGGGCGCGGACGAUGCAGCAGGAGCUGGAGGCGCUAAGGGCUCAGGUGAGCGCCCUGAAGGAGAGGGAGGUGCAGCGGGAGGAGCAGUGGGAGCGCCAGAGGAGCAGGGAUCGCCAGGAGCAGGCCGACCAGGAGCGCCGCCACGAGAGGAACAGCCAGAAACUGUUGGAGCUGGAGCUGCUGAGGCAGCGGGACCAGCAGCGCUUGCAGGAGCUGCAGCACACCCUGGCCGACCUGGAGGAACAGGAGAAGCAGCUGACGGCCGAACACCUUCAGAGGAGCUCCGAGCUGGGCACACACGCCUCCUCAUCGCAGGCCAACGCACACGCCGCCGCCACCUCUUCAUCGCAGGCCAACACACACGCCGCCGCCGCCACCACCUCCUCUUCAUUGCAGGCCAACACACACGCCUCCCAUACCACCACAUUCAGCUCCCACACAAACACACACACCACACACACAAACACGCACAGCCUGCACGCCAGCAGACGCGCCACAGAGCAGCCCAGCCAGUCUGCUAACCACAGCCAGAACACGUCGUCUUCGUCGUCCUCCUCCUCGGGCAUGCUGGAGCGUCUCCUGAGGGAGAACUCUGAGCUGUCGGAGCGCCUCACCCAGUUGAGCGAGGAGCGCGUCUCCCUCAAACACACUCUCAGCUGUCUGGAGCGGGAGCUGCACACGCACAAACGCAACGAGCAGGUGAGGUCAUCAAGCGAGGUCGCAUGGCAAAAGGAACGCGCCGGUUUGCAGAUGGCCGUCCGCUCUGCUCAGAGCCAACUGGCCAAACUCACCGCAGAGAUCGAGAACAGACCGCUACCUGAGCCCUCACACAGCAAGCUGCAGCGCCUGUACGAGAAGUACCUGCGUGCAGAGAGCUUCCGGAAGUCUCUGGCCUACCAGAAGCGCUACCUGCUGCUGGUGCUGGGUGGAUUCCAGGAGUGCGAGCAGGUGACCCUGGCACUCAUUGCCCGCAUGGGAGCUUACCCGUCCCGAAGCGACCUGCAGACCGCCGCCCAGCUCCGCUCCCGGCCAAUCAACCGCUUCCGCACUGCUGUGCGCGUCGUCAUCGCCAUCGCCAGGCUCAAGUUCCUAACCAGGAAGUGGCAGAGAGCCAUCAAAAGGACUGGAACGAGCUCUACGCAGAUCAACGGAUAUCGAUCCACAGGGACCAGUGCCGUGUCCAUUUUGAGGUCUGACGUCCUGAGGCCACAGCAUCCGAGCUCAGCCUUCAACUCUCCUCCCACCAAGGAACCGCCUACACAAAAGGGUGUGGCCACUCCUCUGGUGCCGCCAAUCAAAUCUCAGCUAAUAACGCAGAACAGGAUGCAUGCGAGCCCGGUGUUGUUGCAGACAGAGCGCUCCCUCUCUGCAUCCCAGGAUGCCGAGCGCUCACUCACGGAGUACAUUCAGCACCUGGAGACCAUCCAGCAGCGGCUCGGAGCCGUCCGUCCGGUCAGCCCGUUAGGCGCGGGCGAGAGCGGGAGACAUGGCCACGGCAGCCUUGCCCACAUGAUGGGCCAGAGGCAGAAGUGGCUGAGUGAGAACAGGAGCUGGCACUAUCUCAGCUGCCUGACACCCGCUUACAUGCUGCCACCCGGGUCCCCCUCGCUGCUUUCAUAUCCGAGGAAAUCCGACCGCUGAAGGAAUGUUAAAACCGCACUUGUGCCAGUGUGUUUUGUCAUGUUCCGUUUUUUUGUACUGGAAUCGCCACCAUUUCCAUAUUUUAAUAAGAACUUUUAGGACUCAUUUUUUAAUUGCCUAAAUUAUUUUUGUAAUCAUUGCAGUUGUGUGCUUUUUGUUUUUUGUACAGUCAUCACAAAAUCAAUUAAUACACUGGUGUCUUGAAUGUGCUUCAAAUAGUGGUCACUAUUUUUUUUAAAUAAAGUUUUUAUAUACGUUUCUAUCUUGUUCUGUACAAAUGUUGCAUAUUGCUAUUCCUUAUAUUUGUAAUGCUAUGUACAUUUAAGAAAGUUGCACUGAAAUCGUACACAAAAAGGGUGAAGUUCUGAUUUAACUUUUUGUAAAAAUGUUUUUUUUAUUUACCAACAUUUCUACAAAAACAAACAUCAAUAAAUAUUUUAUUCCAAA
Molecule: messenger RNA, 14143 nt
Organism: Alosa sapidissima (American shad)
Lineage: Eukaryota; Metazoa; Chordata; Actinopteri; Clupeiformes; Clupeidae
Gene: pcnt
Product: pericentrin
Exons: 57
Coding region: 170-13696 (4508 amino acids)
Biological process (GO): signal transduction
Molecular function (GO): molecular adaptor activity
Source: RefSeq, a predicted model, not a curated record